This is a messenger RNA of Owenia fusiformis, 2352 nucleotides long. NCBI's taxonomy places the organism in Eukaryota, Metazoa, Annelida, Polychaeta, Sabellida, Oweniidae. The record is from the annotation of a GenBank genome assembly.
UAUCGUCUCACUCGAAACUUCGUGAGUUAUCCCGCUGGUGUUUUCAAGUUUUUAAGACACGAUCAUAAUAGCGUAACAUUUUGAAAUUAAAUCACGGGCCAGUGAGGAAAGCAUAAGCAAAAAGUAUUUAGUGAAAUCCAAGAAGAAAGAAGAAACGGCAUACUCACCUGUCUCCGCUUUUCUCAGUUUUCUGCACCGGGACCAGCAGUAUGACAGAAAUGGGUAUACUAUUUCGGCUAUGUCUUUUGACAUUAUGGUGUGUUCAAUCGAACAGUCUCGGGAUCUACAAACUAGAAAAGGAUGAGCUUUUAACAAACGGAGAUAUGGAGUCCGAUAGGUGGAGCUCCGAUUACCAGUGGUGGCCCCUACAUGCCAAAGUCUCCCAGAUCCAAGGAUUUAAGGGCAAAGCUGCUGCCAUAACAGACAAGAGAUCGAAAUGGGGGCUUCUCGGCCAGUGGCUCAAAGGAGACCGUGCUCUACAGCCAGGGAACUACUACAUGGAGGCAUACGUUAAGCUGUUGAAUCAUCCCGAGGUCAUCGGCUAUGACUGGUUCAGGAUGGACAUGAUGUUCAACUAUCUUGAUAAAGACGGAAAGAAAGUAUACCCCAAAAUUGCACGAUAUCCCCGACUGAGAGACACUGACGGUUGGGUGAAAAUUGCUGGAGAAUUCGUAGUUCCAAGCAACACGACUAAACAGAGGGUCUAUUUCUCGAGCCCUUCAAGUCAGUAUGUAAACUUCGCCAUUGAUGAGGUGAGUUUGAGACGGAUCACUCCAGAGGAGGACUGGGAAGCUGCAGCGAAUGAAAUGAUUGACGAACAUAGAAAAGGAGAUGUAAACGUCAAUGUGAAAAUUAACUACAACAUGGACCCAAGCUUUGUUCAUUUUAAGAUAAGACAGCUUCGACACGACUUUAAGCUUGGUGCUUUCGUCCGAUGGCAGCUCAUCAAUGGGUCUUGGUUUAGCGAUGAAGUCAGGCAGCGAUAUCAAGAUUACUUCUACGAUACGUUCAACUCCGGUACUCCCAUGUCCGCCUUUAGAUGGAGGGUCACAGAGUAUCACCAGGAUGAACCGUGGUGGCUUGGAGGCGACAGGGCUGCAUAUGCUUUAAAUGAACGUGGGGUGAAUGUUCUUGGGCAAUCAGUAUUUUGGAAUGAUAAAGGAUUCUGGCCUAACUGGUUCACGGCUUUGUCUUCAGAUGAGAAAGUUGAAAAAAUGGAGAAACGAGCGAAGGACCUUGUCGGGCGGUAUAAGGGCAAGGUAAACCAAUGGCUGGUGAGCCGAGAAAGCAUCAGCAAGAGAGGGGAUUUCGAGAAGUAUACGGAAGAUUAUGAUAUUCUAACUAAGAUGUUUAAUUGGACGAGUGCUGCCGAUAGCUCUGCUGAUUUAGUGCUAAGCGACAGAUUCGCCAUACAACAACCCGACUAUGCUUCCGCUAUGGUCAACCAAAUCAAAACUCUGAAGGCUGCUGGCUACUCGCCUCAGCUCGAUGCGCAGGGAACUUUCCUGGAAACGAACGCAGUAGAUCCCAUACGAAUUGCGGCUCGUUUUGAUAUCCUUGCACAAGCUGGCGUCCCAAUUAUGCUUUCCCAGUUUCAAGUCCAACGUAAGGAUGUUGUUGAACGCGCCAAUGACAUCGAGAAGUUUCUCCGUGUUGCGUUCGCCCAACCAAACGUUGACAGCAUUUUCUUCAGGGGAUUCUGGGAUAGCAGUCUUACCACACCGGACACAAGCCUCGUUGACUCGGAAGAUUUCGAUAUUAAUCAGGCUGGGUGGACGGUGAAUAGAUUAUUCAAGAAAGAAUGGAGAACAGAUGGCUAUCUCACCCUGCCAGAGAAGCACAUGCGUGAACAAACAUCCGGGUUUCGCGCUUUCUACGGCGAUUAUGAAAUGGACGUCAUUGUUGACGGCAAUGUUGUCGAAACGCGCGAGUUCAGCGUUAAGAAGGGCAGCACUACCGAGAUCAAUGUGGAAAUAAACGAGCCUGAGAAAACGGACAUUAUUAAACGCAGCGCUGGUGUGUUUAAAGAUACCGUCCAACAAUUUGAGGCGGUCUAUGGCUUGAACUAAAUACGAUAAUUCGAUUUACAGUUGAACAAAAUUUGAUAGACUUGUAAACAAUAUACAUCUUAGUGUCCAAUAACUACUUUUUGUUGAUAGAGCAAGCCACAGCCAUUCAGUGAACACCUUGUUAAAAUUAAAAAGAUUAAAUUUAAUUAAAACUGCAAUUGGAUGUCUGUAAUUAAAAUAGCUUGAGGUGAUGUCUAGUAAUCAACUGUGAAGGAAGGCUCUGUGCAGUCAUUCUGUAAAUAUGAAGUUUAUGACAAAAUGAUAAAUUUAUACUAAGCUCUUG